Messenger RNA from Nicotiana tabacum (common tobacco), 1853 nucleotides. Its product is annotated as cysteine proteinase COT44. The record is from RefSeq and is a predicted model, not a curated record. Lineage: Eukaryota; Viridiplantae; Streptophyta; Magnoliopsida; Solanales; Solanaceae. Gene Ontology annotation, molecular function: cysteine-type peptidase activity. Gene Ontology annotation, biological process: proteolysis.
AAACUUAAAACUCCUAUUGUUUGUUUCGACUGUAAGAAUCUGGAGGCUUACAAAAGAGAAACUUGGAGCCAUUCUGUACCAAUAGAAAAAAACCAUGUUUCUCUUAAUCUUUGGUUACUAGCUCCGAUAUUUAUUCUUAACUGCAAAAAUCAACCAACCCCCUUUACAUUUUUCUCCCACCUCUCCAAUUUCUAAGGCACCCUUUAACUAACAUGAGUUGGUUAUGUCCAUCUUUGGUUCUUGUACUUCUAAUUUUUCAAGGACCAAUUUGCACUUGUUCAUCAAUUUCUGAUCUUUUUGAAAGUUGGUGUCAGCAAAAUGGAAAGACAUAUUCUUCUGAACAAGAAAGGGUGUACAGACUCGAGGUGUUUGAAGAAAAUUAUGCUUAUAUUAUAGAGCAUAAUAGUAAGGGGAAUUCCACUUAUACCCUUAAUCUCAAUGCCUUUUCUGAUCUCACUCACCAUGAAUUCAAGAACUCUUUUUUGGGUUUGUCCUCUUCUGCUAAUGAUUUUAUUAGAUUGAAAACUGGGUCGUCUUCUGCUGGAGUUUUUAAUGAUGUUGGUGUUGUUGAUAUUCCUUCUUCUUUGGAUUGGAGAGAGAAAGGAGCUGUUACUAAAGUCAAGAAUCAAGGCAGUUGUGGUGCUUGCUGGUCAUUCUCAGCCACUGGAGCAAUCGAAGGUAUCAAUAAGAUUGUCACUGGAUCUCUUGUAAGUCUCUCUGAGCAGGAGUUAAUUGAUUGCGACAAAAGUUACAAUGACGGCUGUGGAGGUGGAUUGAUGGACUAUGCUUUUGAAUUUGUCAAAAAGAAUGGUGGUAUUGACACUGAAGAGGAUUACCCCUUUAAUGAAAGAGAAGGAACAUGCAACAAAAACAAGCUACAAAGACGUGUUGUAACCAUUGAUGGAUAUACUGAUGUUCCCCAAUAUGAUGAGGACAAGCUUCUAAAGGCGGUGGCAAAUCAACCCGUGAGUGUUGGGAUAUGCGGCAGUGAGAGAGCAUUUCAAUCAUAUUCAAAGGGGAUAUUCACUGGACCGUGUUCUACAGUACUUGAUCAUGCGGUACUGAUUGUGGGCUAUGGUUCUGAAAAUGGAGUUGAUUACUGGAUUAUAAAAAAUUCAUGGGGAACAAGCUGGGGAAUAAAUGGUUAUAUGCACAUGCAGCGUAAUAGUGGGAAUCAAGAAGGGAUAUGUGGGAUCAAUAAGCUAGCUUCAUAUCCAACUAAGAGUAGCCCAAAUCCACCAUCUCCUCCAUCUCCUGGUCCAAGCAAAUGCAGUAUGUUUACCUCAUGUGGUCAAGGUGAAACCUGCUGCUGUGGGUGGAGGCUUCUUGGAGUUUGCGUUUCUUGGAAAUGUUGUGGGUUGGAUUCUGCAGUGUGUUGCAAAGAUGGACGCCACUGUUGCCCACAUGAUUAUCCUAUUUGUGACACAAGUCGGAACCUCUGCCUCAAGCGAAUGAGCAAUGCAACUAUAGUGCAACAGCCUCAGAAGGAAGCAUUUUCUGGGAAGUUCGGAGGUCUCAUUUACCCUUUCUAGGUGUAGGAGCUUGCCACAGCAUCAUUAUCUUUUAGCCAUAUUCAUGAUGUUGUGAGUUUAGAGCACGGAAAUGUUUAGCUCGGUAAUUACACUAUGUGGGGUACACAUCUACCCCUUAGUAAGUAGGUAUAUAUUUUGUUGUUGCUAAAUAUAAUAUUGUCAGUGCAAAAUCUGAUAUUGUCGCUGGUGGUCAGAUAUAAUUCCCACUGUAACUCUUGCAUCACGUUAUCAGCUUGUAUUUUAGUAGUAUUUCAGAUUUCAGAUGAUGACCUUGUUAUCACCAUGUUACUAUAUUAUUCUGUUAAAAAAUUAGUAGUUGAA